GCGGCGCUGGUUCGCGGCGCUGAGAGGCUGGAGCCAGAGCCUCGCAGCCAUGAAAAAAAAUGUGACUCGAUGAUGGAGAAGAUAAGCAUUCUGCUUCGUGGCCAUUAAGUCAGCAGGUACCCACCAGUUGACUGCAGAGGAGAGGAGCCAGAUGAUACUUGACCUUAAGGAAGCAGGAUGGUUGGAAUUAAGUGAGAGAGAUGCCAUCUACAAAGAAUUCUCUUUCAAAAAUUUUAAUCAGGCCUUUGGCUUUAUGUCCCGAGUUGCCCUACAAGCAGAGAAGAUGAAUCAUCACCCGGAAUGGUUCAAUGUGUACAACAAGGUCCAGAUAACGCUCACAUCGCAUGACUGUGGGGGACUGACCAAAAGAGAUGUGAAACUGGCCAAGUUUAUUGAAAAAGCAGCUGCUUCUCUGUGACUCCUUCUAAAAUGCAUGUAGAAUCUUACAUACACAUCUAGCUGCAAUGGACUUUGAAGGCAGUUUAUAUGAAUAAAUUAAGUUAUAAAUUUAGUUCACCUUUUGAACUAUCACAUUUUGUAAAAUCAGUGCUUAAAUAAAAAUGAUUUAAACUUGA
Odocoileus virginianus texanus is the source of this 575-nucleotide messenger RNA. RefSeq names its product pterin-4 alpha-carbinolamine dehydratase 2 (gene PCBD2). Gene Ontology annotation, molecular function: 4-alpha-hydroxytetrahydrobiopterin dehydratase activity. Gene Ontology annotation, biological process: tetrahydrobiopterin biosynthetic process. NCBI's taxonomy places the organism in Eukaryota, Metazoa, Chordata, Mammalia, Artiodactyla, Cervidae. The record is from RefSeq and is a predicted model, not a curated record.